GCUGCCCCUUCACCCCGAGCUCUGUGACCUUCCCAAGAUGGCGUCUUUCCUGUUCCAUUGGAGACGUCAGCAAAGGUUUUCUGGCCUCAGCGGCUUGGUCUCGGAUUGAAGGCGACAGUCAGCCUGGAGAGGAGGCGGGUCUGGAUGAACUCCUUGCUAUGAGAACUUCUUUGAAUAGAAAUGGAGAAGUUUGGUGUAAACUUUGGUGGCCCCAGUAAGAAAGAACUUUUGGAUACAAUUGAGGCACAGAAGAAGCAACUGUUCCAAUACCAGACACGUCUCAGAGAUGUCGUCCGUGCUUAUAAAAGCCUCCUCAAAGAAAAGGAGGCAUUAGAGGCCAGUUUGAAAGUCCUCUCUGUGUCACAAGAGGUCGAUAAAAGUUUGCAGAACUUAGGUCCUGGAAGUACAGCCUGUGAACCAGGAGAUGACCAAAGCUCAGUUCAUAGUGAGGACAGUGUGGGGACAAUGAAUAGUAUGGAUGCAGCAGCUAGUGCUAAAGGAGAAUUGAAUGAGGAAGACAAAGGGUCAGUGGAACAUGUGGCUGGAGGAAAUUUCUCCCCAAAAUCUGAAGAAGCUAAUGGUUCAGAAAGCGGCAUCAGUGUUGGGAGUGGUGAGCAGCAAAGCCACAGUGACACGGAUAAAAUUAUGCAGUUGAAGAACCAGUUGGCAACACUGACCAAUUCUUUGGCAACUGUCACACAGGAGAAAUCACGCAUGGAGGCCUCCUAUUUAACAGACAAAAAGAAAAUGAGGCAGGAGCUAGAAACGUUGACCCAAAGGUUUGAAGAAGGAAAUGCCAACUAUGAAGCAGAGAUUAAUAAAGUCCAGGAGCAGCUCGCAGAGGCCAAAGCUCGCAUUAUUACCCAGCAGCAUGAACGAAGUCGGGAACAGAGCGAUCAUGCCUCAAUGCUCCAAGAACUUCAAAUGUUGUUGCAGGAAGAGAGAGCUUUACGUCAAGAUGUAGAACUGAAACUAGAAGACACAAGGGAUAUGUUGACAACAAAAAGCCACGCAGCAGACAGGGUGGAUGACUGUGAGUCUCAAAUGAAGCAUCUGAGUCGGGAAGUAGAUGAGGUGAAGUGUGCAUUACGGCUUGCUGAAGAAGAGAAAACAAGACCAGACCCACGUGUAAAGGAAUUGGAGGAAGAAAUAAGUGAGACAAAAACUCGUUAUCAGGCACAGCUUCAACUGGAAAUAAAAAAGGCUGCUCAGGCACAGGAACAGCUACAUCAUUUGUCUCAAGUGGAGGAAGAACGGGUCGCAAAUUUGGAAAGCAGAGUCUCUGAGCUUUCUGAUCUCCUUGGCACUUACGACAAGAAUAAACAGAAAGACAAAAUGACAAUUUACAAAUUGAAGGAACGUAUAAUUCAGUUGGAUAUGGAAAAUAAGACAUUGGCUAUUGCUGCUUCCAACAGAGCCCCUUCAGAUCUAACAAUAGAUGAGUCAAAUCUUGAUGUUAAUAUUUUAAGGGACAAAAUGGAAAAGCUGAAGCGACUCCUAGUAUUGGCAAUCCAGAAGUCACAGGAGCCUUUGGAUGUAGAGAAGCUUUGUGAAGUUGAUAUGGCAGAAACACCUGAAACAUCAGAUGGUGAGAAAGCCUCCGCUUUCUAUUAUCAACAAGAGUUGAAACAGCUGAAGGAAGAGUUUGAACGCUACAAGAUGAGGGCUCAAGUUGUCCUCAAAAACAAGAAUGCCAAAGAUGGCAGUACAACCAAAGAGCUGGAGAGUUUGCGCGAACAGCUGGCAGAGCUGAAGGAGAAGUAUAUUACCCAGCGACUGGCUUUUGAUGAAAUGGAAACCAAACACAAAGCUGAGAUUGAAGCAAAAAAUCUAGACAUUAGCCAAUUCCAAGCAACUCACAAGAAAGAAAUAGAAAAGCUAGAGAGCCAAUGUCACGAGAGAGUUAUUAAACUGGAAGAAGAAAUGCACAAACACAGAGACAGAGCUCUUGCAGUCUUGGCUGAGAAAGACAGAGACACUGAAACCCUACGUUCAGGCUUUAGUGGGCUCCCUAAUCAUAGAACCUACAUUGAGAGCAGGUUUUGGUCUGAUGGGGAAGGUCCUGAGAAUAUAGAUCACCUUCAAGAAGAUUUCUGUCAAGAUAUUCUAAAGCAGACAGCCAAUAUUUCAGGAUCCAAUGAAACCACUUUUCUUCACUAUGCAGAACAGCUAGCUCGAAAGGAACUUGAGGUGACAACACUGAGAAAACAGAAACACCAAAUGGAAGCUGUGGUUCAUGAACUGGAGGACAGCCUUCUGAUGGAGAAGGAACGACACAAAGAAGUAGAAGAAGUUCUUCAAGAUGAGAUACAAAAACAUCUCAGGGACAAGAAACGUGAAGGAGCAAACCUAGAGUAUGUAAAAAAUGUAACAUAUAGGUUCCUAACCAUGCCAGAUACCCUUGGGCGCCAGCAGACAUUAACAGCUAUUCUCACAGUGUUGCACUUUAGUCCUCAGGAGAAGCAAAAUGUGAUGAAACAGCAGGCAAGCAGCUGGUGGGGUUCUGGCAAAAGAUGAUUUACACACAGUUUAUUCUGGACUAUGGUAAUUAUUAUUUGGUUAUUUAAUAGAAAAUGCACUUUUUCAGGUAUUUCUUACUAAUAGUUUUAUAGUGGGGCAUCUGUUUCUGUAAACACUAGCUGUACUGUAGCUUAGUGUCACUGCCAUUGCCAAAAAAUAAAAUCCUUCUAAUGCACAUCUAUCUGCCUAAUCUGGCAACAGUGCUCUAUUUCAUAAUGUAACAUUGGAAUAGUAUGUAAACUAGUUAUCUCUAUAUACCAAUUUGGAGAAGAUUAACGACAUAAACAACUCUUCAAAGAAACUAAACUUUUUAAAAUAAAGUUUCUCUAAGACCUUCAAAUUGUACUGCCAAGAAGUUUUGCUUUGUAAAAUAGCAUUCUUGUUUACAAAAUAAUCUGUUGUAUUUAUUAUGGGGACAAUACAAGAAGCUAAAGAAAGGGCUAGUUUAAUACCUUUCUUUUCCUAUUUCAUUCACUCCUGAUUCUUUUGCUGUGAAGAGUUUUGGCCCUGCACUGUUCAAUGCAGGCAUUUAAUUUGCUUUUCACAAAUGCUUUUUUCAAUGCAAUGAAAUAUAGUUCUUUUUCUGUGCAAAGAACAUUGCUAGGCUAAGAUAUUACCGAUGUUUCUCUCGCUCAACUUAGAUUUAGCAAAAUAAAGAAAUGCGGAUGCUGGAGAUCUGAAUGCACCCACAAACAAAAAUUGUUGGAGAAACUCAACAGGUCUGGCAGUAUCUGCAAAGAGAAAAACAGGUAAUAUUUCAAGUGUAAUGACCCUUCAGAGAUUCUCCUGAAUUUCUCCAACAAUUUCUGUUGUUUGUGUGUUUUAGAUUUCAAUCCUUUGUAUUGGAAUUUCGAUCAUCUAUUUUAAAAUCUCAUUUCCACAUGUGGUUCCUUAUCAUUCUCCUUUAAUUUCUAUUGCCUUUGAAGUUGUGCAAAGGGGAACGUGACAGAUUUGAGAUUUCCAAUGAAGUCUCCGCUAUCUUCCAAGAUCAGUUUGAUUAAUGAAGUGCCUUGGAAUGUUACACCAAACUAAAUGGUUUUGCAGAUGAUUGUUGAUUACCCAACCAAAGGAAAAAUGUAACUUAUAAACUUGCUGGGGUGCAUGAUACUGUUGGGCCAUCGUGCUUUGGUGACUCCUUUGAACAGCGAAUCAAUGAAUCCCACUUCCCGUUUAUUUUCCCAUACACAUCCAACUGUUCCUUUUUCAAGUAUUUAUCUAAUUCCUUUUUGAAAACUAUCAUUGAAACUCUUCCCACUAUUCUUCCAGAUUAUUAGCGGCAGUGAAACCCCUAUACGCAUGGCCUUUCUAACUUAGUACUCAACUUAAUUCUGGGGAGCGUUGCUGAACAAAGAGACCUUAGAGUGCAAGUUCAUAGUUCCUUGAAAGUGGAGUUGCAGGUAGACAGGGUAGUGAAGAAUGUGUUUGGUAUGCUUGCCUUUAUUGGUCAGUGUGUUGAAUAUAGGAGGGUAGGAUGUCAUAUUAGGGCUGCACAGGAGAUUCCACUUUUGGAAUACUGUAUCCAAUUCUGGUCUCCCUGCUAUAGGAAAUAUGUUGAAAUCUGAGGAAGG
This is a messenger RNA of Chiloscyllium plagiosum (whitespotted bambooshark), 4088 nucleotides long. RefSeq names its product GRIP and coiled-coil domain containing 1 (gene gcc1). The record is from RefSeq and is a predicted model, not a curated record. NCBI's taxonomy places the organism in Eukaryota, Metazoa, Chordata, Chondrichthyes, Orectolobiformes, Hemiscylliidae. Gene Ontology annotation, cellular component: Golgi apparatus.